GGCGAGCAAUGGCAGCGGGCUUUGACGCUGCUCAGCGAGAUGUGGCAAGUGAAGCUGGAGCCCGACGUCAUCAGCUUCAGCGCUGGGAUCGGCGCGUGCGCGAAGGGAAAGCAAUGGCAGCAGGCCUUGGCGCUGCUGCACGAGAUGCGGGAGGUGAAGCUGGAGCCCGGCGUCAUCUACAACUCUGCGACCAGCGCAUGCGAGAAAGGCGGGCAGUGGCAGCGGGCUCUGGCAUUGCUGAGCGAGAUGUGGGAAGCGAAAAUCGAGCCCGACCUCACUCUUCAGCUACAACUCUGGGGUCAGCGCGUGCGAGAAAGGGCGAGCAGUGGCAGCGGGCUUUGA
Molecule: messenger RNA, 342 nt
Organism: Prorocentrum cordatum
Lineage: Eukaryota; Dinophyceae; Prorocentrales; Prorocentraceae
Source: the annotation of a GenBank genome assembly